This is a messenger RNA of Cuscuta campestris, 819 nucleotides long. Lineage: Eukaryota; Viridiplantae; Streptophyta; Magnoliopsida; Solanales; Convolvulaceae. The record is from the annotation of a GenBank genome assembly.
GCCGUUAUUCCUUGAUUUUUUCUCUGGUUUUUUUUCUCUCGUUUUGCAAUGGCCGAGGACGGGAGGGUUCGAAUCGAGAAGUUCAACGGUACUGAUUUUGUAUGGUGGAAAAUGCAAAUAGAGGCGUUGCUUGGUGAGUGCGAUUUGGACAUGGUACUGGAAGAGAAACCGGAUGGAAUGAAUAAGGCUGCUGAAGCAAUUUGGGACUCAAAGGACAAAAAGGCAAGAGGUAAAAUUACACUAGCUUUGACGAGGAGUGUGGCGUUUAAUAUCAUGAAGGAAACAACUGCUCGUGGUAUGUUAACAGCUCUGUCAAAUAUGUAUGAGAAACCGUCGGCCGGUAAUAGAGUGUUCUUGAUGAGGGAAUUGUUCAUGAUGAGAAUGAACGAAGGCAGCCCAGUUGCUGAUCACAUUAAUGAGGUCAAUUCGAUCUUGUUGAGGUUGUCAUCAGUAGGCAUGAAGUUCGAUGAUGACACUCAAGCUGUGAGGCUGUGAUUCUGUUAUCUUCCUUGCCUGAUAGUUGGUCGGGAUUUGUGACAACGGUUACUGAAACUGCUGGAACAGAAAACUUGAAGUUUGAUCGAAUACGAGAUAGUGUUUUGGGUGAAGACAUUCGCCGGAGGAAUGCUAGUGGAGGAUCUACUUCUGGGUUACUCAGUGUCAGCAGGGGAAGAGGUAAUAACAGAAACAGUGGGAGUCGUGGGAAGAGCUCGUCUAAGGCUGGAAAGAAUGUGGUGUGCUGGGUCUGCAAAGAAGUUGGGCAUGUCAAGAGUCAAUGCCCAAACAAGAAAAACGAAAUUAGCGCAGUUGUUGGGAAUG